AUGGGAAUUCACUUUCAAGAGGAAAUACUUAUGGACAUCCUCAAGAGGUUACCCAUGCGGUCUUUUCUUCGAUUCAAAUGUGUUUCAAAAUUUUGGGGAACAUUGAUCUCCAGGCCUUACUUUAAGAAGAAGCAUCUCAAUCAUGCCAAGAAUGACCAAAAUUCCCAAAAACUUCUUAUUAUCCAAAAGUACCUUGAUAAUUAUGAUGUAUUUCACUUCUAUUGUUCUUCUUUAUCUUCGGUUCAAGCGGUUGAGGAUGAACAAAAACUUGAUUGGCCUUCAGCCUGCAAACUAGUGAGUUGCAAAGUAUUGUGUGGUUGUGAUGGAUUGGUUCUUCUUGUAGUUACUGAUAGAGGUGAUAUACACUUCUUGCUGUGGAACCCCUCCAUAAGAGAAUCGAUACAACUUCCCCCUCCAGAAUCUCGAUUGGGGUAUUAUAUAUUUGGAAUGGGAUAUGACGCAACUAGUGAUGACUAUAAGAUCCUUGCGGUGACCAGUCAGGACUCAGGACGAUAUAGUGGCAUCUUCCAAGAUGAUACUGGAAUGUGUUUAGGCAGGUAUAGUGGUACCAUUGAUGUUGAAGACAAUGUGAUUGCUGGACUGGAGGCCUUGAAGAAUGGGUUAGUCAGAUGCAUGGAAGGAAAGCCGAAUGCACAGAAGUUGAUUGUGGAGUCUGAUAAUGUUAUAGUUGUCCGAUAUGUUAAUGGUCACCCUGAGCCAAAUGAAAUAACCAUCAACAAGUUAAAAGAAAUUUUCGACUUGCUGGAACUUAUCACUUGUGCAAUAUCAUGCAUAGAUAGCUUUGAUUUCGGCUCACAAGGUAGGGGUGAACUUUUCUAG
Messenger RNA from Lycium ferocissimum, 840 nucleotides. RefSeq names its product putative F-box protein At1g47790. Gene Ontology annotation, molecular function: nucleic acid binding; RNA-DNA hybrid ribonuclease activity; protein binding. Bases 1 to 840 code for a protein of 279 amino acids. The record is from RefSeq and is a predicted model, not a curated record. NCBI's taxonomy places the organism in Eukaryota, Viridiplantae, Streptophyta, Magnoliopsida, Solanales, Solanaceae. The transcript has a single exon.